Molecule: messenger RNA, 350 nt
Organism: Staurois parvus
Lineage: Eukaryota; Metazoa; Chordata; Amphibia; Anura; Ranidae
Source: the annotation of a GenBank genome assembly
GACAAAAAAUGGAACACACCAGCAGUGUGAGGAGACCUGAAAGUGGCACAUGGCAUGGCAGAGUGUGGCGAUGGAGACAGCAGCAAUGGGAGGCCGUACAGGGACCCAUGAGAGACUGUGGACCUGGCAGCAGCAUGAGGAGGCGGUACAGGGGCCCAUGGCAGAUUAGGGGCCUGGCAGCAGCUAUGGGAGGCCCGUAAAUCUGCCAGCACCCUAUGACAAAAAAUGGAACACACCAGCAGUGUGAGGAGACCUGAAAGUGGCACAUGGCAGAGUGUGGCGAUGGAGACAGCAGCAAUGGGAGGCCGUACAGGGACCCAUGAGAGACUCUGGACCUGGCAGCAGCAUGA